This is a messenger RNA of Mollisia scopiformis, 1442 nucleotides long. Its product is annotated as WD40 repeat-like protein. Gene Ontology annotation, cellular component: nuclear pore. Gene Ontology annotation, biological process: transcription-dependent tethering of RNA polymerase II gene DNA at nuclear periphery; RNA export from nucleus. Lineage: Eukaryota; Fungi; Ascomycota; Leotiomycetes; Helotiales; Mollisiaceae. The record is from RefSeq and is a predicted model, not a curated record. Gene Ontology annotation, molecular function: ubiquitin binding; RNA binding. The transcript is spliced from 3 exons. Bases 143 to 1213 code for a protein of 356 amino acids.
AGACCGUUGCCUGAAGAAAGAAAGAGGUCUGCCUUUCUCUCGCGACAACGUACUUUUCUUCAUAAUCAAAGAAACGUUGGAGCGCCUUAGGAACAAUCGCCAUUCUUUACAUCCACGCAAGCACGCAGCAGAUUGAGUCAAGAUGUCAACGCUCUUUGGUUCUGCGAGUUCGACGAACACAGCAAAUACACUGGGUGACUUGGGCAAGGACGUCGCCUUGACUUCCCCACCUGAGGACAGCGUUUCUGAUAUCAACUUCUCUACACAAACCCAACAUCUGGCCGUCGCUUCAUGGGACAAGAAGGUCAGAAUCUACGAGAUCGCCGAAUCUGGAGGAAGCACUGGGGUAGCUGCUUUCGAUCAUGAAGCUCCAGUUUUGAGCUGCCACUGGUCACCUGAUGGAAAGAAGGUUGUAGGAGCAGGAGCAGACAAAGCUGCGCGGGUGAUGGACAUGACCACCCAGCAAACAUCCCAAGUCGCCGCACACGAUCAACCCAUUCGCGUUGCUCGAUUCUUCACACCAGUUGCAGGAGGAGAUGCGAUGCUUGUUACGGGUUCAUGGGACAAGACCAUCAAAUACUGGGAUCUGAGGCAACAGAGUGCCGCAGCUACGGUUCAGUGUCAGGAGAGAGUCUAUACUCUUGACGUGAAGAAGAACCUCUUGGUCGUUGGUACAGCAGAUCGCUAUAUCAAUGUAAUCAACCUUAGCGACCCUACAAAGUUCUACAAGACUUUGCAGAGUCCUCUGAAGUGGCAGACUAGAGUAGUCAGUUGCUUUACGGAUGCCACAGGUUUCGCUGUCGGCAGUAUCGAAGGAAGAUGCGCCAUUCAAUAUGUUGAAGAGAAAGACGCUAGCUCUAACUUCUCAUUCAAAUGCCACCGAGACCCACCCCAAAACAACAUGACCAACGUCUACUCUGUCAACGCCAUCUCAUACCACCCACAACACGGCACCUUCAGCACCGCAGGCUCAGACGGAACCUUCCACUUCUGGGACGGAGUUGCGAAGCACAGACUCAAGGGAUACCCUACCACUGGCGGAACCAUCUCAGCAACAGCUUUCGACCGCACUGGAGCCAUUUUCGCCUAUGCUGUCAGUUAUGACUGGAGCAAGGGCUAUGCAAGCAAUACACCACAAUACCCCAACAAAGUUAUGAUGCACCCUAUCCAAACAGAUGAAUGUAAGCCCAGACCAAGCGUCAAGAAGCGGUAGACAGUGAACACUAAAGCACAUACAUGGUAUGAUAUGGGUGGAAAUAGAGAAAUCAAGCAAAAAAAUCCCACUGUAUUCUAGAUUGGCCAUUAUUUGCACCUUUGAAGGGAGGACGGAAAAUGAUGGACGUGAAAGGCUAUGCAUACUGGCGUUCCGGAGGAGAUGUUGCAGCGAAUGAAUACCAAGGAAAUCAAUACCUUAGAUAGGCACGAAUGAAGAAAGUACGAGG